AGAGAUAUUAGAGUUAAGAUUUGUUUUUGUACUGUUAUGCGUACGUAUGUUUAAAUUAACAUUUUUUAGUUCAAAAAAUAAUAUUUAAACGUUCAAUAUCGGAGUUAAAUCAGUAUUUUUCGCAGCCUUGUCAAUUGUGAACGGUGUCAUAACAAAGCCUCUUCUCAAUGGGGCUUCGUUCUUCUUUGUGAGUCGUGGCGCUUUAAGUGUGGGCGUGGCUCCCGUACUACGCCCCGCCCCAUCUGCAUAAUAACCAACCCAGCUUCCCUGGAAUCAUUUAGUGCAGCAGUCUGCAAGGAAAGUGCGAACAGUAUUUAGUACCCGAGCGUCUUUGACAGAGAACGGACUGACUUCUGUGAAAGAGAGAGAGAGACCGCACACGCAUGAGCUUGUACGUGCAUGUGUGCGCGAGAGAGUAGGAAGAGACGCUUCUUCACAUCUGCAGCCAAGUCUUUAUGAAUCACUGUGGACACUGUGACAUUGCGGAUCUAUGAAGACGCAGGGCGGUUUUGCACUAUCAGCAACACCAGAUCAAGGAAACACGGACUGACUGACCUCUUGACCGCCCUUCAACACACCCCUAUGCCGGGCAUUAGUUCCUCAACUGCCCCUCGUUAUGAAAACUGGGACAUGGACCACUUGGAUCAUUACCAACACUAUUUCUAUGACGACCACAACCCAGACGAGGAUUUCUUCAAGUCCACGGCACCCAGUGAGGACAUAUGGAAGAAAUUUGAACUGGUACCAACCCCGCCCACGUCCCCCAUCCGGACAGUAGAAGGAUCAGGCAGGGUCGGGCUGCUCUGCCCAUCCCUGGGGGACAAGCUGGAGUGGGUGUCCCAGGUGUUGGGGCAGGAGGAUGAUCACCACCAUCAGCUGCAGCAGCAGCAGGACCUGCCUUUCAAACUCACCGCGACCAACGACUCGUUUGGGAACCUGAGCUCCAUCAUCAUUCAGGACUGCAUGUGGAGCGGCUUCUCGGCCGGCCAGCAGCUCGAAAGAGUUGUAGGAGAGCGCUGCGGCGCCUCCUGUCCCGGGACAGUCGCUACUGCAGCCGCCGCCGCCACAAAGGUUGCGUCUGCGGUCGUUUCCCCGGCGAGAGCGCAGCUCGUGCCUGCUGAAGCAGCAGUUCUCAGCAGCUCCGUGGCGGGAGACUGUGUGGACCCCACUGCGGUGCUCACUUUUCCUCUAAGCGGUGGAUGCAAGAAGCCGGUGUCCUCUGGUUCUGAGUCUCACAGCGACUCAUCAGAUGAUGAUGAUGAUAAGGACGACGAUGAGGAGAUCGACGUGGUUACGGUGGAGCACAACCAGCGGAAGCCUCGGCGAAUGGUCAACACCCGCAAACCUGUGACCAUAACGGUGCGAGCUGACCCCCUCGACCUCGGCAUGAAGCGGUUUCACAUCUCCAUCCACCAACAGCAGCACAACUACGCUGCGCCGUCACCCGACACGCUCCCCUCACCACCGGCCGACCCGCCUCGAAAACGGGUCCGACAAGACCCCUCGUCCCACGUCACCCAGCCUCACCAGAACUCUCUUUACCACCACCCUCGGCCCGGCCACGCCCCUCUGAACAUGGACAGCAGGAAGUCUCAAGCAGCCUUGAACGGGGUUAGGUCGGAGUCGCCCAACCUCCGCGCAUCCUCUCCUACCUCGUCCGCGUCACCUUCGUCGCCUCCUUGCUCUUCUUUAUCCUCGUUCCAUCUCCAGACGUCACCCUCGAAGGCUCACUCCGUGUCCCACCUCUCCAGCCCUCAGUCGUCUGACUGCGAAGACACGGACAAACGCAAAGCGCACAACUUCCUGGAGCGCAAGAGACGCAACGACCUGCGCUCGCGGUUCCUGUCGCUGCGGGACGAGAUCCCAGGCUUAGCGGACUGUCCCAAGACCCCCAAGGUUGCGAUCCUGACUCAGGCCACUGAGUACCUGCAGCAGCUGCAUGCGAGCGAGAGGCAGAAGGCUCAGGAGAGGAAGCAGCUGAAAGCCAAGCAGCUGCAGCUGCUGCAGAGGCUGGCACAGCUCAAACGGGCCUGAGCGCCAGGCUGUCGGCAGCUGUCACACACACACACACACACAUGCACACACACACAUUCACUCAAUGGGACUUAAUGAAGGAGAAAAGACACUAAUUAUCACUUUGCGUUUGUCACUUUGGAAUGGUGCGGGUGGAUUUUUGUUUAGUUUUUUUUUUUUUUUGUGCGUGUUUUCUAUGUUUGUUGUUUGCACAUUAGCUCUCGAGUGAUUGACGAGGCCACAAGCCAUUCUGAACAGCAAGCUAGAGAUGGAUCUUUGGAGGAGUCUCAUGGGCUGGAAAAUAUUUCUAUUCUUUCAAAUGCUUAUGCUUCCCCUUAAUAAAGAAUGAAUUAAAAGAAAGUCAUUGCUUGCUACUGGAAAGCCUGCAGUUAAUGCUGCAGGUUCUUUUUGAUGAACUGCUACAACUGUGCUGUUAACUGCUGUAUGGUCAUGGUCUGAUAGCUCCCUGUGUUGAGGCCCUUCAUUUUUCCCCCCUUUUAAUUUCCGGAUUUUUAUUCCUCGCUCUAAACGUUUUUUCAGAUUUCCUUUCACUCUCUGAUCAUUUUGAUCCAUCAGACGUCUCGUUUGAUUCUCCUCUUAUAUAUCUUUUCAUGUCCGCACGUAAAGUUUAAGUUUCUUGGUCAACGCACACUGAUCGACAAAUGCGUGGGCCUGUAAUUGACCUGUACUGAGCCAAGCUGCAGCGGUGUCACAUCUCCAUAUGCCCUUAUGGGCUGAGUAUCUGCUGAAAAGGUAGCAGGUUUCCACAAACUCUUAUUUUUGUUCCUUCCACUCAGCAGCAGUUUAUCAACAGUUUCAGCUGUAGCGUCACGUUUUUGCCAUUGUUUGGAGAUGUUUUCGAGCAAGAGUCUACAAAAUUUCUGUGAACCCUGACCCUGGUCGUUGUGUAAUAAGACCAGCCAAAGGAGGAAUGAACUGCUGAUUCUCUUUGAUACCCUAAAGAACUCUGGGGGGGGGGAAAAAAGGAGAGCAGCUUGAAUUCAGUCUGUAUGUCCUUAGAGAUGCCAACGUUUGCUUGGAGAUGAAGCCCACUGAUUUUUAAUGGUGUUUUUUAUUUUUCUUUUUGCUUUGAUUGUAAAGCCCUUAGACGCCUUUCAAUGUACAUAGAAUAUACUAUGGGAUGUUAUGUAUAUAGUACCCUUUCUGUACAGUCCCUUUCAAACCAAAACCAGAGCUGUCUACUCAUCUUAGUUUCUGUUCGGCCCUGUGUACUGAAGCCAGGGUCAGGCUUGCUGGCUUUUCAAAGAUUAACUCAAAAAGCUUCUAUUUUUGUUAAUAAAAUGAUUAUGGGAAGAAGAAAAAAAAAGAGUUGAAAUAAACACUCAUUGAUCAUUGAUCACACUAGCCACUUUGUUUAAACAUUUCUUUCUCGUUUUGUAAAACCUACUUGUUUAUAAUUACGUUCUCUCGUUUUUAACUUUUUCUUUUUUCUUUAUUUGUACAAGUCCAGAGUUGACAAAGUUUGAUACUAUAUUUUCCUACCGAGUUGUGUUUCAGUGUGAGCUAAUGACUAUUUUUGCUAUGUAGCUGGCGGGCUCUACUGGUGGAUUAUGUGCUGAAAAUUGUUAGGUCUGCUGCGGCUCUCUCUUUGUCUCUGGAGGGCAACGCACCAAAAAGCUCCCGCGUUGAGCCGACACUUGAAGCUGUAGUGCUCUUAACCCUGGUGUGAAGAGCGGGUGGAGAUCUACUGAUUAUAUAUAUAUUUUUUUAAUUUUCCCUGACUCUCAUUCCCUUUUUUCCCCUCUUCCCUCCAAGCCAGUUUCUCCCUAUUGUCAGAAAAGCCAUGUCCCACUAUAGCACUGCAUCUAGUACUGUUCACAACUGAAUCUCAGUGACUUUCAGCCCCAGAUUAUAUCAGCACUCAGGAAUCCAUGUGAUCUGUAGUUAUCGUCGUAAUGUCUUUAAGAGACUGUACUUGAGGGAAGGAUGUCCAAAACUUAAUUUAUUUUUCUCUGUUCAUGAGAUCAAACCUCCCAAACCGCCUUCAGAGAUGAGAGAGAAUAUCAGAAUUAAAGCAUUUGUAAAGAAAUAUUUCAGGAUGUCGACAUUAGUUAUAUAUUUUUAUAUAACUAGCACAAUUCACCAGUAGACCUAUUUUUUUCCAAAGUGUUCUCCCAAGAGUGGGUUUCACACUUAUUUUCAUUUGUUUGGUAGCAGUGAUUAUUGGUUGCUAACUUUAGGAGUUUAUUAUGGUAAUUUCAGAGCCUUGUCUCAGCACUUUGUUUUUUUUUUCUGUACCUCAUAAGCCUCUGUGUAUGAAAAGUAAGUCGGAAAAUAAUAAAUUUCAUUGUUUGACAUCGAAAAA
Messenger RNA from Cynoglossus semilaevis (tongue sole), 4339 nucleotides. RefSeq names its product MYCL proto-oncogene, bHLH transcription factor b (gene myclb). Gene Ontology annotation, molecular function: protein dimerization activity; DNA-binding transcription factor activity. The transcript has 4 exons. Gene Ontology annotation, biological process: regulation of DNA-templated transcription. Bases 583 to 2034 code for a protein of 483 amino acids. Lineage: Eukaryota; Metazoa; Chordata; Actinopteri; Pleuronectiformes; Cynoglossidae. The record is from RefSeq and is a predicted model, not a curated record.